AUGACUUUCUUGCAGAAGGAUGUGAAGCAGGACGGACUAUCCCAAUCAAAUUCCAUCUACGUUUCAAAAUUACCUACACCUGCCGGAGGAACCGAACAAGAAACAAACUCAUCUCAAGAGGACGACUAUAAAAUCUUACCAGCCUGUGAUAUCUGUCAAAAGCAAUUUAAAAAGAAGUACUUAUUAAAAAGGCACAAACUUACUCACGAAAAUCGAAAGAAGAAGGACGUAUCCUCAAAAGACGAUUCUUUCAUGGAACUAGUAUCUCAAAAACAGGAAGCUUUAUCAUGCACAAUUUGCGACUUCCGCUGCAACAAAAGAUCCACAAUGAUUGCUCACUUGGUACAGAAUCACGAAGAUUCAGGCGAGAAUAGAUCAACUAGUAACAGGAAAUUCGCCUGCAUUAUUUGUGGUCUUAUCUGUUCUCGAAAGGAAACUUUGAGAUCUCACUUUGUACGAAAACACACACAGCUUUAUGAGUUCUCCUGUGAGCAAUGCGGCAAGGAGUUCAAGAUCAAAGGUGAUUUGACGACUCACAUGAGACUGAAUCACAAAGAACCUCCUGUGAUAUGCGACGUUUGUGGCAAAACUUGUAAAAAUAGUCACAGUCUGUAUACUCAUCAGAAACACGCUCACUAUAAAGCGAAAUACGAGUGCCCGGUGUGUCACAAGAGAUUGGUAACCAAAGAGAACCUAGAUCAGCACGUGUUGACUCAGCACGAAAAGAAAGAGAAGUCUGUCUGCGAAGAAUGUGGGAAAACAUUCUUUGAAAAUCACGAUUUCAGGAAACACAUGAGGAUACACACUGGAGAUAAACCGUAUAGCUGUUCUGUUUGUGCCAGAGCGUUUACUACUCAUAGCAGUUUGAGUCAACAUUUACUGUUACACACAGGAGAAAGGAUUUAUGUCUGCGACGUGUGUGGAAAAUCGUUUGCUCAGAAGGCUGGUCUUAUAUGUCAUAGGAAGAUUCAUUCUGGGUCAUUGCCUCCUCUUCCUGUCAUGCAUAUCGAUCACAUCCUGAAAGACUUCAUGAAGAAAUGA
This is a messenger RNA of Bombus pyrosoma, 1041 nucleotides long. Its product is annotated as zinc finger protein 525-like. Bases 1 to 1041 code for a protein of 346 amino acids. The transcript is spliced from 2 exons. The record is from RefSeq and is a predicted model, not a curated record. Lineage: Eukaryota; Metazoa; Arthropoda; Insecta; Hymenoptera; Apidae.